Punctularia strigosozonata HHB-11173 SS5 is the source of this 768-nucleotide messenger RNA. RefSeq lists its product as uncharacterized. The coding region runs from base 1 to 768 and encodes 255 amino acids. The transcript has 5 exons. The record is from RefSeq and is a predicted model, not a curated record. NCBI's taxonomy places the organism in Eukaryota, Fungi, Basidiomycota, Agaricomycetes, Corticiales, Punctulariaceae.
AUGUUCUCCGCACCGCUGCUCCUCGUCGCUGCCGCGUUCGUUCGCGCGCAGGUGGCCAGCGCUCAGUCGAGCGACGUCUCGCCAUCGACGACGGCGGCCGACCCGCUCACGGUGACGAUCUGUGCAGGCUUCGUCGGCGCGUCGACGUCCGAAUGCGUCGCCGCGUUCACGGACAGCGCCGGCCAGCUCACGGCCAUCCCACUCCCGACGACGACCGGGUCCGUCGAGACUCUCAACUGCUUCGGCGACGGCUGCGAGCUCGUGUCGACCAACAGCCUCGGGCAGCUCACCACCUCCGUCCAGUCCCCGGGCGCGAAAGCUACCAGCACCCCCGGCUUCUUCUCCGGCACGCAUACCAUCUGCGGAGACGACCAAUGCUGGGCCGAAUACUGGACCGGCGGAGGAUGGGCCGCCGUCCCGAUCUCGCGCACGACGUACUACGCCACGGGCACCGUCGCCGUGACCGCCUCCGGUGCCGUCGCGAGCUCGAGCUCGAGCUCGGCCCCUCUCGACGCCGUCUCCUCCGGCAGCGGCUCGAACCGCACCCUCACCGUGAUCGUCCCCGCCGUGGUCGGCACCGUCGGCGGCCUGCUCCUCCUCAUCCUCGGCGCGAUCCUCUACAUCCGCUACCGCGCCCGCAAGGACGCGCCCUCGCGCGAGUGGACGAAGAACCCCAAGCUCGACCUCGUCGCGCCCGGUCAAGCCAAGGGCGCGCGCGAGAUGUCCGAGGCCGAAGUCGACGAUCUCCACCGCAACGCCUUCGUCUAA